UGAAACAGUUGAGCUUUUUCGCACUAGGAUGCCAUUACGGAAACAUCGCUGUCGUUUCAAAAGUUACGAACAUUGCUUCACAGCGGCUGAAGCUGUGGACUGGCUGCACGAGCUGCUGAGGUGCAGCCAAAACUUUGGCCCCGAAGUGACCCGCAAACAAACAGUCCAGCUGCUAAAAAAAUUCCUGAAGAAUCACGUUAUCGAAGACAUCAAGGGAAAAUGGGGCCAGGAAGACUUUGAAGACAACCGUCACCUGUACAGAUUUCCUCCUUCCUCACCCCUGAAACCAUAUCCAAAGAGGCCCCCAUAUCAAAAGGAGGUUAUUAAAUUUCCAGAAUGGAAUGACCCCCCACCAGGCACUUCUCAAGAGAACAUCCCGGUGAGGCCGGUUGUGAUGAAUUCUGAGUUGUGGUUCAAGCGUCACAGUAUUGCCAUCGGAGAGGUGCCGGCUUGCCGCCUUAUCCACCGUAGGCAGCUGACAGAGGCCAACGUGGAAGAGAUAUGGAAGUCUGCAGCGUUAUCCUAUUUACAGAAAAUUCUUGGCCUGGAUUCCUUAGAAGAAGUGUUAGACGUUAAACUUGUCAACUCCAAGUUCAUCAUCCAUAACGUGUACAGUGUGAGCAAGCAGGGAGUUGUUAUCCUUGAUGACAAGUCAAAAGAACUUCCUCAUUGGGUACUGUCAGCUAUGAAGUGUUUGGCAAAUUGGCCUAAUUGUUCAGAUUUGAAGCAGCCUAUGUACUUAGGAUUUGAAAAAGAUGUCUUUAAAACAAUAGCAGAUUACUUCGGUCACUUGAAAGAGCCUCUGCUUACGUUUCACCUUUUCGAUGCCUUUGUCAGUGUAUUAGGUUUGUUACAGAAAGAGAACAUGGCCAUUGAAGCAUUUCAGAUUUGCUGCCUCCUCCUGCCCCCUGAAAAUAGGAGAAAGUUACAGCUGUUGAUGAGGAUGAUGGCAAGGAUCUGCUUAAAUAAGGAGAUGCCACCACUCUGUGAUGGCGUUGGCACCCGAACACUGAUGGUUCAGACAUUUUCCCGUUGCAUCUUGUGUUCCAAGGGUGAGGUGGACUUGGAUGACUUAUUAGCUGCUAGGCUGGUGACAUUUCUGAUGGACAAUUUUGAGGAGAUUCUGAAAGUCCCUUUGGCCUUGCAGACCUCCACAGAGGAGCGUGUAGCCCAUCUACGAAGAGUCCAGAUAAAAUACCCAGGAGCUGACAUGGACAUCACUCCGUCUGCUCCAUCAUUUUGCCGUCAAAUUAGCCCAGAGGAAUUUGAAUACCAGAGAGCCUACGGCUCUCAGGAACCUCUAGCAGCCUUGUUGGAGGAAGUCGUAACAGAUGCCAAACUCUCCAGCAAAGAAAAGAAGAAAAAUUGAAGCAGUUUCAAAAAUCCUAUCCUGAAGUCUACCAAGAACGAUUUCCUACACCAGAGAGUGAAGCGCUUCUGUUUCCUGAAAAACCAAAACCGAAACCACAGCUGCUAAUGUGGGCACUAAAAAACCCCUUUCAGCCAUUUCAAAGAACUAGAAGUUUCCGGAUGUAAUACUUCUGCGGCUGUUAGAGACCUCGGUCGUUCCUGUUGUUGCGCGUAAACAGUGAUGAGAGGACUAUGGUUGUGGAAGAAAGUGGAGCAUAAAAUACAGAUUACCGAAUUACAGAGAUUACCUGACUUCAAAAAAUAUCGAGCCAUUAUAAAUAUUUUCACAAUACUCAGUGCUACUUUUAAAGGGUGCAAAUCAAUUAAAAAUAAUGAGACAGAUAUACAGU
This is a messenger RNA of Vicugna pacos (alpaca), 1760 nucleotides long. The record is from RefSeq and is a predicted model, not a curated record. NCBI's taxonomy places the organism in Eukaryota, Metazoa, Chordata, Mammalia, Artiodactyla, Camelidae.